AACCGUCACGUGGGUCGUGUCCAGUGCACGAACCUGCCCUGCCCUGCCCGAGUCACGCCUACUUGCCUGUUCCAUCAAGGACGCAGGGGACUUCUCAAGCUGGGGAGCCCUUGUGUUGUUGUAUUCUUCCUUCCUGUGCUAGAGGAAAACUCCGGGCUCCUCUUGAAGGCGCAAAAUUCGAAUCUAAGUACCUUGGCUUGCCUAAGCUAUCCUCCCCGACCAAUCAGACCCGUAAUGGCAUGACUUGAAGGUUGGGUACGAUCAGAUUCGCUCGGUGGGACUAAUCUAGAGAAGCAAUGGUUUCCUGGCUCAUGCUUCGAUGCUCUGUCAAGAUACCACGCCCUUCCCUACUCGUGCUAUACGAGACCACCAGGUCCUACAGCACAAAGUCGUCCAAGCCUCUCCGGAUCCUUUUCUGCGGGUCGGAUGAUUUCAGCAGUGCCUCUCUCCGGGCACUCGAUGCUGAACGUGAACGGAACCCUCAGCUCAUCAAGUCUAUUGAUGUGCUCUGUCGUCCCGGCAAGCCUUCUGGGAGAUCUCUAAAGAACAUCAGAGAAGUCCCAAUCAAAGCCGUCGCGCAGGAGCUGUCACUUGCGGUCCAUGAGAGGGACACGUUUACAGGAUGGGACUUACCGAAGCCCCAGGGAGAGUCUAUAAAUCUCAUUAUCGCCGUUUCCUUUGGCUUGUUUGUGCCUCCCAGGAUUCUGAAAUGUGCCGAGUACGGAGGCUUGAAUGUCCACCCGUCACUUCUCCCAUUGUUUCGCGGCCCAGCACCCUUGCAGCACACGAUUCUGUCAGAUGCCCAAAAAACUGGAGUUACACUCCAAACCCUGGAUGACAAAUCAUUCGACCGUGGCAUCAUUCUUGCCCAGACGCCAGAUCCAUUUCUUUCGGUACCUAACUGGGAACACUGUAACUACCAUGAACUUCUUGAAUUUAUCUCGCCAAAGGCAGCGAGCUUGCUGGUUCAAGGACUGCGAGACCGGGUGUUUAUUCCGCCUCUCCUAAAUGUUGGACUCUUCACCAUUCAAGGUGACAGAUGCGAUUCCCUGGGACACAGGAAAACACACGCGACCAAGAUUACCCCUGAAGAUAGAAAAAUUGAUUUCCUUGCUUGGGAAGGAGACAGAAUCUACCGACACUAUCGUGCUCUAGGGCGUCUGUGGACGAAUGUAUGGAUUGACGCAAAGACGACGAAGCGUCUAAUAUUCGAAGAUAUCACUUUAGUCGAAAAGCCAAAAAUAACCUGGACCGAGAGUGGGGAGCAUAGACCUGGAGCGAGUGCCGAAAAACCAAACGAGAUGCAUUCUGUGGCUCCUCUCUUUGUUGUGGCAUCCAAGGUAGCCAAAACAUGGCAUCCCGUGAUGUAUGUCGAAGAUGGAAACGGUGUUAUUUUCAACACCAAUGACAGCGCAGUUCGAGUUGGAAGUAUCACUGUCGAGGGUCAGAGCAAGAAGACUGCUUCCAAAGCACUACGCAGUCUUCAGGAGUGUCUAGCGUUUGGAAAUUAUUCGAGAGGAAACGUUUAUGGAAGGCCAUAGACUAUUUGUCGAACUAGUAGAUCCCGACAAGACUGAAGAUGGGCGGUACCGCGAAGAUGGGGUGACAAAGACGCUCAGUGAUCGCCCAGGUCUCCUAUUGCCAUCA
Hyaloscypha bicolor E is the source of this 1647-nucleotide messenger RNA. RefSeq names its product Formyltransferase. The transcript is spliced from 5 exons. The record is from RefSeq and is a predicted model, not a curated record. Gene Ontology annotation, biological process: conversion of methionyl-tRNA to N-formyl-methionyl-tRNA; biosynthetic process. Lineage: Eukaryota; Fungi; Ascomycota; Leotiomycetes; Helotiales; Hyaloscyphaceae. Gene Ontology annotation, cellular component: mitochondrion. The coding region runs from base 297 to 1541 and encodes 414 amino acids. Gene Ontology annotation, molecular function: methionyl-tRNA formyltransferase activity.